Messenger RNA from Truncatella angustata, 1569 nucleotides. RefSeq names its product srp54-like protein. Bases 1 to 1569 code for a protein of 522 amino acids. Lineage: Eukaryota; Fungi; Ascomycota; Sordariomycetes; Amphisphaeriales; Sporocadaceae. Gene Ontology annotation, molecular function: GTP binding; endoplasmic reticulum signal sequence receptor activity; 7S RNA binding. Gene Ontology annotation, biological process: SRP-dependent cotranslational protein targeting to membrane; SRP-dependent cotranslational protein targeting to membrane, translocation. The record is from RefSeq and is a predicted model, not a curated record. The transcript has 2 exons. Gene Ontology annotation, cellular component: signal recognition particle, endoplasmic reticulum targeting; cytosol.
AUGGUUCUUCAAGAUCUCGGCCGGCGCAUCAGCACCGCCUUGCACGAUGUCACCCGCGCGCCGAACCUCGACGAGAAGGCCUUCAAGGCCAUGCUCAACGAGAUCUCCCACGCCCUCCUCGAAGCCGACGUGAACGUGCGACUGGUCAGCAAGCUCUCCAACUCGAUAAAAAACCAGGUCAACUUCAAAGACAUCCCGCCCGCCGUCAACAAGAAGAGGCUGAUCCAGAAGGCCGUCUUUGAUGAGCUGGUCAAGCUCGUCGACCCCCAUGCCGAGCCCUUCAAGCCCAAGAAGGGCAAGUCCAAUGUCAUCAUGUUCGUUGGCCUGCAGGGUGCCGGCAAGACCACCACGUGUACCAAGCUGGCCCGCCACUACCAGGCCAGGGGCUUCAGAGCCGCCCUCGUGUGCGCCGACACAUUCCGUGCUGGCGCCUUCGACCAGUUGAAGCAGAACGCCGUCAAGGCCAAGAUCCCGUACUAUGGCUCCCUCACCGAGACCGAUCCCGCAGUCGUCGCCAAGGAGGGUGUCGACAAGUUCAAGAAGGAGCGCUUCGAGGUCAUCAUCGUCGACACGUCCGGACGCCAUCGACAAGAGUCCGCCUUGUUCCAGGAAAUGUUGGACAUCCAGACUGCCGUCAAGCCAGACGAGACCAUCAUGGUCCUCGACUCCUCCAUCGGCCAGCAAGCCGAGGCCCAGGCCAAGGCCUUCAAGGAGGCUGCUGACUUCGGUGCCAUCAUCAUCACCAAGACGGACGGCCACGCCAGCGGCGGCGGUGCUAUUUCGGCAGUCGCCGCGACGCACACCCCCAUCGUCUUCAUCGGCACUGGAGAGCACAUGCUGGACCUGGAAAAGUUCGCCCCGCAGCAGUUCGUCAACAAGCUGCUGGGGAUGGGUGACAUGGCAGGUCUGGUCGAGCACGUGCAGUCCCUCAAGCUGGACCAGAAGGACACCAUCAAGCACAUCACCGAGGGCAUCUUCACCGUGCGGGACCUGCGCGAUCAGCUGGGCAACAUCAUGAAGAUGGGUCCCCUGUCCAAGAUCUCCGGCAUGAUUCCAGGAAUGGCCAACCUGCCGGGCAUGGACCAGAUGGACAACGAAGAGUCGAGUGCCAAGCUGAAGCGCAUGAUCUACAUCUGCGACAGCAUGACCGAGAAGGAGCUCGACAGCGAUGGCAAGAUGUUCGUCGAGCACCCCACACGUGUCGUACGCGUCGCGCGGGGCAGCGGUGCCAGCGUCCGCGAAGUCGAGGAGCUCUUGACGCAGCAGCGCAUGAUGGCCGGCAUGGCCAAGAAGAUGGGUGGCAACAUGAAGAACAUGCAACGCGCACAACAAGCCAUGGGCGGCGGCAACAAGGCUCAGCAAAUGGCGGCCAUGCAGAAGAGGUUGCAGAGCAUGGGUGGCGCCGGCGCUGGUGGUAUGCCGGACAUGGCCAGUCUGGCCAAGAUGUUUGGCGGCGGUGGUGGAGGCGGCGGCAUGCCAGGUGGUAUGGACAUUCAAAACAUGAUGAAGAGCAUGGGCAUGGGCGGCAUGAUGGGCGGCGGCGGAGCUGGUCGCGGCGGCAGGAGAUAA